AGCCCUGAGGUCAGGCCGGGGCGGGGGCGCCGCUGCCCGCGGUCCUCGGGCCCUCACCCACCCUACGGAGCCGAGCCCGCGCCCUCCCCAGGCGUUUUGUCCUUUGAGUAUGUCACCAAACCCCGGGGCAGGGUGAUUCGUGCCUUCUGGCCUUGUCCAGGAAGGAGAGACAGAGAUUUAAGGCAUAGCUGCCCUCAUCUCGGUCCGCCCUCUGAAAAGUUUUUCUCCGCCGCGGACCCUCUGACGGUCCCCGCGCCGGCUCCCCUCGCGCUUCGCCCGGGCGCUCACGUGGAGCCCACACCCGAAGGGGUGGAAGGAGGCCCCCCCGGGAACCUACCGACAGAACUGUUCCCUCCGGCCCAAGAAGGGCCAAUGGACCUUGCAGUGAAGAUGCAGGGAGGAGAGCCAGUGUCCAGCCUGAAAGUCUCGGAGAGCGAGGGGAAGCUGGAGGCGCUGGCCACCGCGCUGACCCCGAACAAGAGCAGCAGCAACAGCGGCGGCGGCGGCGGCAUCAGCAGCAGCAGCAGCAGCAGCAGCCGCAGCCGCGGCGGCGGUGCCAAAAGCUGGCAGUACAGUGAUCAUAUGGAAAAUGUGUAUGGCUAUUUAAUGAAGUACACUAACCUGGUCACUGGGUGGCAAUACAGGUUUUUUGUUUUAAAUAAUGAAGCUGGACUAUUGGAAUACUUUGUGAAUGAACAGUCUAGAAAUCAAAAGCCCAGAGGUACUUUGCAGCUUGCAGGAGCUGUCAUAUCACCCAGUGACGAGGACUCUCACACCUUCACUGUUAAUGCUGCCAGUGGGGAACAGUAUAAACUCAGAGCCACAGAUGCUAAGGAGCGACAACAUUGGGUUAGCCGGCUUCAGAUAUGCACACAACACCACACUGAAGCUAUUGGAAAGAAUAAUCCUCCUCUGAAGUCACGGAGCUUCUCACUUGCAUCUAGUGGCAAUUCUCCAAUAUCCCAAAGGAGACCAAGUCAAAAUGCCAUAUCUUUUUUUAAUGUUGGACAUUCCAGACUUCAAACAGUUAGCAAAAGAGCUCACUUACCUCCCGAUCAUCUUGUGGAAGUCAGAGAAAUGAUGUCUCAUGCUGAAGGACAACAGAGAGAUUUAAUUAGGCGAAUUGAAUGUCUUCCAUCGUCUGGCCAUCUUAGUUCCUUGGACCAGGAUCUCUUAAUGCUGAAAGCAACUUCCAUGGCAACAAUGAACUGCUUAAAUGACUGCUUUCAUAUUCUUCAGUUGCAGCAUGCAUCACAUCAGAAAAGUUCAUUGCCUUCAGGAACGACAAUCGAGUGGUUAGAGCCAAAGAUACCUUUAUCAAACCACUAUAGAAAUGGAGCUGACUUUGCAACUGAGCAGAGCAAGCCAGUGGCAGUCCCAGAGGAGCAGUCUGUUGCAGAGUCUGGACAACUAGCAAGGGAACCUGAAGAAGUAAAUGCAGAUGACGAGGUGGAGGAUACAUGUGAUAACAAGGAGGAUGACCUGGGAGCCGUGGAAGAGCAGCGCAGCGUUAUCCUGCAUCUCCUGUCACAGCUCAAGCUGGGCAUGGAUUUGACAAGAGUGGUGCUUCCUACCUUUAUCCUGGAGAAGCGUUCCUUGCUGGAAAUGUAUGCAGACUUCAUGUCUCAUCCAGACUUAUUUAUAGCCAUCACUAAUGGAGCCACAGCUGAGGACAGAAUGAUGCGUUUUGUUGAGUACUACCUUACCUCAUUUCACGAAGGCCGUAAGGGGGCCAUUGCUAAGAAACCGUACAAUCCUAUCAUUGGAGAGACAUUUCACUGUUCCUGGAGAAUGCCGAAAAGUGAGGUACCAUCCGUUGUUAGUGGCAGCGCUUCCACCCAGGCAACCACAAAUCAAGCUCCUGUUUCAGAGGAGUCUUUGAGCCAGGUGGGAUCAGACUGUUACACAGUCAGAUUUGUUGCUGAGCAGGUUUCCCAUCAUCCUCCAGUCUCAGGAUUUUAUGCAGAAUGUGCAGAGAGGAAGAUGUGUGUGAAUGCGCAUGUCUGGACGAAGAGCAAAUUCUUAGGCAUGUCAAUAGGCGUAACAAUGGUUGGAGAAGGUAUCCUCAGUCUGUUGGAACAUGGAGAAGAGUAUACGUUUUCUUUACCUUGUGCAUACGCCCGGUCAAUUUUAACCGUUCCCUGGGUAGAACUGGGUGGCAAAGUCAGCGUCAACUGUGCAAAGACCGGGUACUCAGCCAGCAUCACUUUCCACACUAAGCCGUUUUAUGGGGGCAGACUGCACCGGGUUACAGGUGAAGUAAAGCACACCACCACCAAUACUGUGGUGUGCAGAGUGCAGGGGGAAUGGAAUAGUGUCCUUGAGUUCACUUACAGCAGUGGGGAGACGAAGUAUGUGGACUUGACUACACUGAAGGUGACGAAGAAAAGAGUAAGGCCUCUGGAGAAGCAGGAUCCAUUUGAAUCCAGGCGGUUAUGGAAAAAUGUGACCGAAUCCCUGAGGGAAUCUGAAAUUGACAAGGCUACGGAGCAUAAACGGACCCUGGAAGAACGCCAGAGGACUGAGGAAAGGCAUCGGACUGAAACAGGCACCCCUUGGAAAACUAAAUAUUUUAUUAAAGAGGGAGAUGGCUGGAUUUAUCACAAGCCCCUUUGGAAAACCGUUUCAGCAGCCCAAGCAGCAGAGUGACGUGGGCACCGUAAGACCCAACCGAGUCCGGUUCUUCUCUGUUUGCCCUCACCCGCCGCAUAGAGUCGCUGCACUGCGGGACCUGCUUCCUGAUCACACAGACUGAACCUCGCUCAGAUUGAAUGUCCCUGCUAGGCCAGAGCAGGACCAAAGCAAGACCAGUGGGGUGAAACACAAUGGCCCUCUAACCGCCUUCUUUCUGUGAUGUGAGCAAUAUCAUCCUAAAACUUUUUACUAAAGCCCUGGAUGACUCCUCUUUUAUCCAGGUCCUGCUCCUAAAGCUCCGAAAGAUUGAAACCCGUAUGCACAGUGGCAGCGGACAUAUACACCAGUGAGAACCUAGUGAUUGCUCGAUCCCUCCUUAAAGUAAAAAGUGGAGUAUCUUUCCAAAUUUGUGCUUUGCUUUCUGUUCGUAACUGAAGUAUUCAUUACUCUUAUAAACAGACCACGAGGAGGAGGAAGAUGGCCCAGAAGCGGAGUCAGCCAUUGUGCCUGAGAUCAGUGUUAAAAAAAAAUCAACCCGGUUGUAGUAGCCAGACCUUCGCUUUCUUCACGGAGAUGGUGUGCCUGUGUUGGAGGAUCUUCUUGUCCCUUAUCCACCUCUGUUGGAACACUUUUAAAAGUCUCUAUUUAUAAAUUGAUUAGAAUUAUAACCAUGGAGAAUUUUACUUCGGAACAUUUUAAUAUACUUGAAAACAACAUUGACUUGAAAAUUUUCAGAACAUUUUUCAAUAUCUAGUUUUAUUAAAUAUUACACUUGAAAGACAAUUUUUAAAAAUGUGCUCAUGUUGCUAUGUGGUUUUUGGCCUUCAAGAACUAAGGCAUUAAAUAGCAGACAUUAAAAAAAAAAAAAACCUGUUACUUUUUCUCCUUUUUUUUUCACUGAUAGGUUGAUAUACAGUAUUAUAUGCUAUCCCCUGGAUAAGUAUGCUUCAUGUCUGUUCACUCAAAAUUUAGUCCAGCUGUUCAUAUUUGUCCUUAAGAGAGCAUGUCAAGGUGCGGUUUUAUUAUAUUUCCAAGGAAACCUAAAAGCUGAAGAAAAAGUAGGAAAUAAAGUAUCAGGAAAUUGUAUUCAGGUGUACAUUUUAAAAAAUAGUAUUUGAUUGAGGUUGAAGAAUUGCUGGUAAUUAGAAGAAUAGUGCUAAUUAUGGCUUCCCUCAUUCAUUCAAGUAUUUAUUGAGCACUUGCCUCAGGUGCUCAACAUUUGUAUUACAAGCUACCUUCAUUUUCCAAGAGUGGUGCCUUACUCUGUUUCUUCUGAUGUGGUCUUCCAAUCAGUGUGUGGAGCGUGUACCUGUUGGUCACCAGCCAUGGUAGGGCUGUGUCUGCUGCAUCACAUAAAUUUAAGCUUUGUGCUCUGAUAAAUUGUGUUUCAUUAAAGAGUUUAAUAGCGUGAAAACAAAACCAUUUUUCAACAAAUUGUAAUUAAUAAGAAUUGGUUUCCACACAACCAUUUUAAUGAUUCCCUUGUUCGUUUUUGCUGUGAAAUGCACUGAAAAAUCUCAAAAUGAAUCCUACCUAGUUCAAGUGUUGGGAAAAUUGAAAAAUAAUAAAGUAGCAAACAAUGA
Echinops telfairi (small Madagascar hedgehog) is the source of this 4217-nucleotide messenger RNA. It is a transcript of the gene OSBPL11, whose product is annotated as oxysterol binding protein like 11. The record is from RefSeq and is a predicted model, not a curated record. Bases 373 to 2649 code for a protein of 758 amino acids. The transcript has 13 exons. Gene Ontology annotation, molecular function: sterol binding. Gene Ontology annotation, cellular component: intracellular membrane-bounded organelle; membrane; cytosol. NCBI's taxonomy places the organism in Eukaryota, Metazoa, Chordata, Mammalia, Afrosoricida, Tenrecidae.